This is a messenger RNA of Angiostrongylus costaricensis, 1725 nucleotides long. Lineage: Eukaryota; Metazoa; Nematoda; Chromadorea; Rhabditida; Metastrongylidae. The record is from the annotation of a GenBank genome assembly.
CAGAAUCUGAAAAGGUGGCUAAUGUUAUUAGCAGUGUUGGCUUCACUGCAAUUGGCACAUGCUGCCUAUUUCUCGCAGUUCUCAAUGCGGGAACCUGACCAUGAUCCAUGCUAUGAGCCCACUGGACGGCCAGUUAGAUGUGUACCGGAGUUUAUUAAUGCGGCUUUUGGUAAACCGGUCAUCGCUUCAGAUACUUGUGGUAUGAACGGUCCAUCCAGGUUUUGCACCAUAAAAGAAGGCGAUGAUGGUAUAAUGCGAGAAAGAUGUGAAACAUGUGAUGCAUCAGCGCCAGAGCAAUCACACCCUGCUUCACUGCUCACCGACUUGAACUCUCCAGGAAAUAUGACUUGCUGGGUGUCGGAGCCUUCACUCAAUCCUCAAAAUGUUUCUCUUACUUUGUCACUGGGAAAGAAAUUCGAGCUUACUUAUAUCUCGAUGUAUUUCUGUUCACGCUUGCCUGACUCUAUGGCAUUGUAUAAGUCAACUGAUCAUGGCAAGUCAUGGAUUCCAUUCCAGUACUACUCUUCUGAUUGCAAGAAAACGUUUGGAAAGACACCUGACGUUGCCAUAACAAAACAUAACGAGCAGGAGGCAGUGUGUACAAACGCACAUAACAUCGCUCCAGGUGGGAACCGAAUCGCUUUCCCUUUCUUAGAGAAUCGUCCAUCAGCGCUACUAUUUGAGUCAUCUCCUGUGCUUCAAGACUGGGUGACAGCCACGGACAUACGAAUUACUUUCACACGUUUGACUCCUGAUCAGAGGAAUCUAUACGGCGUAUCCAAUAAUGUGGAAAAAUUAUCAACCAACAAUACUAGUGAUACAAAUAAACAACGCUACUUUUACUCAAUGGGAGAGCUGGCAGUAGGUGGUAGAUGCAAGUGCAAUGGUCAUGCCAGCCGAUGCAUAUUCGACAAGAUGGGCAGGUUCACCUGUGACUGCAAACACAAUACAGCCGGAACGGAGUGUGAGACAUGCAAACCGUUUCAUUUCGACCGUCCCUGGGGGCGAGCCACCUCACAAAACGCAAAUGCUUGCGUAGCGUGCAACUGCAAUCUGCACGCAAAGCGAUGCCGUUUCGAUCAAGAACUGUAUCAACUCAGUGAGAGCCGAAGUGGUGGUGUGUGCAUAAAUUGUCGGCAUAACACCAUUGGACGUAACUGUCAUCUUUGUAAGCCAGGAUUCUUUCGUGACAUCAGCAAACCUAUUACCAACAAGAAAGCAUGCAAAAGUUGUGGCUGUCAUCCAGUUGGAUCACUAAGCAAAAGCUGUAAUCAGACGUCUGGACAGUGUGUUUGUAAACAGGGAGUGACUGGGUUGACAUGCAACCGAUGUGCAAAAGGUUAUCAACAGAGCAGGUCGACCAUAACUCCAUGCAUCAGAGAAUGUCCCAAAUGCAGAGUUAUGCCGAAACGGUUGAAUCAGAAAAAAUAUUGCAAGCGAGAUUACGCCUUGCAAAUCGUAGUGAUAGGCAGAGAAAUGGUGGACGGUUGGGCGCGAUACCGUGUGGUGGUGGAGAACAUGUUCAAGCGUGGUAUGCGUGCAAGACGAGGAGAAACAUCACUCUGGAUGUCUACACAUUCGGUGAUGUGUAAAUGCCCGAAAAUUCGGAUCGGUCAUCGAUACAUACUACUUGGUUGGUUUAAGCACACUUGCUUUAUGAUGGCGCGACAGGAGAUGCUGCGGUUUUCUCGGACGAAUUCUGAAUACUAUCGAGCAAUUCCAUAG